This is a messenger RNA of Phytomonas sp. Hart1, 2268 nucleotides long. NCBI's taxonomy places the organism in Eukaryota, Euglenozoa, Kinetoplastea, Trypanosomatida, Trypanosomatidae. The record is from the annotation of a GenBank genome assembly.
AUGCGUCCUGAUCUCCUACGCCGUAGUAAGGCCCUCUCGCCCUACGCGCAAGCCCUCAAACACGUCGCCCUCCGCGGCGCCCUCGGCCUCGGACCCGGGGCGAAAGCGGCGGAGUGGACGAUGGCCCGUCGGGGCGUCCUUCCUGCGGAUUAUCGCCCGCCCGCCCAGGGAAAAUGGGAUGAUACGAUCGAGCGAUGGGCCUACGCCUGGCAAUACCCCGCUGAGGAGGUUUUCGAAGAUCCUCUGGGCGCCCUCCAGGCGAAUAGCGAGGGGAUGCGGCGUUUGGUGAGCUUCGCUGAACGACUUUUGGCUUCGCCGCCGUCGGCGCUUCCGGGGUCGGGGCGAAGCUCCGCAAUUUACCGCAUUCCCUCGGGCAUUGAUACCAUUCCGCACUUAACGCUGCCGGAGACGUCGUAUAAUUACGCCAUGUUGGAGGCCUCCGUCGAGGCUGCCGCGGACACCGACAGCAAUGCCAAAGCUAUGAUCUCCUCGGAGGAAUUUUCUAGGGAAACAAACAUCCCCAUCGCCUACUUGGAUGACCAAUCAGAGAAAAGCAACGCCGGGAAGGAAUUACUGCUUCUUCUCGAGGACUGUGGCCUAGAGUACACCGAGGAUGGCCUCAUUACCGUCAUCUCCGCUCUUGCUUGUCAACAUUAUUACGACGCGGCUCUCGCGAUGUUUAACUUCGCGAGCCAAGUGGGUCUCGGGCCUUCCGCGGAGCAUUAUAAGGCUCUCAUGAAAUAUCCUGCUGCCCAUGGGGAUGUGAACCAAUCCAUGGCGCUUAUCGAAGAGAUGAAAAAAAGCGGAAUUACACCCCGCAUUGGUAACUGGCAUGAACUCAUCCGUUCUUUUCACAACGCAAAGGAUUAUCCAGCCGUUUCGCAAAUUGUGGAUAAUAUGAAAAUGUACGCCAAUAUAGAGCCGAAUGAGGUAACAUUUCUACUGCAGCUGCGAGCCUUCAGCAAGGAUGCAUCGCAAAGUAAUUCCCUUGCUGAAUCGAUUCAGCUUUUCGAUCAAAUGGAAAAUGUGUAUGGCUACAUCGCGUCUCGCCCGCAUUACGACGCACUGAUGUUUUCUCUAAGCCAGAGUCCUAUUCCUGAGAUGAGGCUGCGGUGCGAGGAGUUGGCAAAAAAAAUGGACCUGAUGGGAAUCAGUUGGAAUGCUAUGACUUAUCUCAACCUUAUAAGGUCGUCCCAGGUAGUGGGCGAUGUUGACGCUGUGGAGAAGUACUUGGGCAAAAUGCGUGAGGAUUGUAUUCCCCUAAGUAUACUACAUCUUUCCUGGUCGAUCCAAGCUCAUGUGCAGUAUAUUAUUCGCCUUGAUUAUGAAACGCUAAAAGAAAAGAAGACUGACAUCAGAUCUAUUUGGCUCGAACGCAUGAGUACUUGCUUCGGAAUCUACGAAAUCGUUGUGGAAAGGGGAUGGGGAAUGCAGCUCCCUUUCUUAAAUGCCAUGCUGCGUUUAUGUUGCCAGACCACCAUUCUUUGUAUGGAGCAUUUUUCAUCCGACACGCUUCACAUCGGUAAGUUUGAGGAUCAGGCCAACAAAAUAUGGAAUAAUACAUUUGAUGAGUGGGGUUUAAAAAAAGAUGUGUAUAGCUACGAAUGCUACAUCGCCCUGUUGACCCAUCAACAGCGAAUAGACGAAGCGGAAAAGUUAUUCCAACAGAUGGUCUUGCAGGAGGAUCUCACGCCGAGCCGUCGGACGUACGAAUGCCUUAUCUUUAUGCAUCUCUCUUCGGGUGAGGAGGGCGGCGCUGCUCGGGCUCUUCACUAUUUGGAGGCUUUAGAGCGGUCCAAAAUACGUAUUCGCCCUUCACUUUUGCGAAAGAUCGUCCAAGUCAACAACGCGGCGGGGUACAAAAGGGAUAUGAAGAGGAGGGCCCGACGGAUUAUCCAAGCACGUGAGGAGUAUUUUGCCAAAAAAAAGAAGGCCUCGCGCACGAAUCCAAUCUCACGAUGGGGACGGAAGCGGUCGAGACGGCGCCGGCGGUUGAUCAAGAUGGAAAUCCAACUUUACGCCCACUACCCAUCGCGGCGAACACCACCUUGGCGUGGUGGGAAAAAUGGAAACGCGAAACCAUCAGCAAGCACGAGCUCUUUGCGAAUGAAAAUCCCGAUGGGACCCCGAAAGGGGAGUCCUUCGAGGAGAAGAACGAGGCGUUGGCCAAGUUGGGCAUUCAUUCCUCGUUUAAAACGAUCGAGGAGGUUCCCACCGUGCGGCGGGACAGUUUGCUUUCGAAAAUUCGCGAACAAGAAGGUGAGAUGA